Molecule: messenger RNA, 2094 nt
Organism: Babjeviella inositovora NRRL Y-12698
Lineage: Eukaryota; Fungi; Ascomycota; Pichiomycetes; Serinales
Exons: 1
Coding region: 118-1818 (566 amino acids)
Biological process (GO): regulation of lipid storage
Cellular component (GO): endoplasmic reticulum
Source: RefSeq, a predicted model, not a curated record
CCUCAACCCAAGGCAGAACUUUCAUCAACGUAAUUGCUGCAAAACCAUAGGUAGACCCCUUUGAGGCCUGAGUUUAGAUAACUUUUGAUCCUUAUAGUUUCAAUAUCCCUGCCCUCUAUGUCUGAAAUAGCUAACUCAGCUGAAACUGCCUCUGAAACCCUGCCAUUGUUGAAUGACUCGCCCCGGCGCGGCCGAAGAAACAGCAACGUUUCCAUCUCCACUAAUAGUAUUACAUCAGCUGACCUACUUCCUGGAAGCAGCAAUCAUCACAACCACUCCCGGCCGUUGCUCUCGCCCGACGACCCGCAGGUCUCCCCGCUCAACUUGCCGCAGAUCAAGUUUAUUCGCCUCGUCACGGUUGUAGCGCUUAUCAUCAAUGCUAUCCUCUUUGUGUGCCUUCUUGUGAGUGAUUUUAUCGAGAUUCCUGGUUUCCACAGUCGCGGAAAGGCCUACGUCGAGCUCAACCUCAUUGUCAUUGCUUUGGUGAACAACCUCAUCACUCUCUUCCAGUUUCAAAUUCCUAGCCGUGUGGAACGGACCAUCGGUUAUGCAACAGCGGGCCUUCUCACCUUUGACUUUUUUGUUGUUUUCUCACUUCUGUAUCUCAAGCAGCAGUUUGGUCUCAACGGCGAGACGAUUCUCCUCUGGACCAUUAUCCAGAUCGCAGGCUGCGCCUUGUUUGAUAAGUAUGUGGACCGUGGAAAGCGGUACCAGGAGAUCAGAUACACUGGUAGAGUAGAAACCCGCCGGACCAUCUACGAGAUGUUUGUCGUGAGCAUCCGUAUUAUUGUCAGGUCAUUCCUAUUGACCAUUGUGGUUCUCUUGAGCUUUACGCUCUGGCUCCGUGCCUACGAUUCACGUAUAAGACCGUGGGGCGAGAUGGUUCCGAUUGAAAAUGACCAAUUUAAGGUCCAUCUUGCGUGCUACGGUGACGUCACAAACACCACCUCGCGCUCCGCCCAGCCGAUCAUUCUCAUUGAGUCCGGUCAAUUGACCUCUUCGGAAGAAUUCUCCAUCUGGGUGAAGGAGCUCCACAACUUGAACAAAAUCGACCGAUACUGCGUGUGGGACCGCCCUGGCUACGGCUUCUCGGAUUCUGCUCCAUCGCCCACCUCUGUUUCUAUCGUGGCGGAGUACUUGCUCCAGGCGUUGGACCGGCAGAACAUCCACGGCCCCUUUACGCUUGUUGGGCACGACAUUGGUGGGUUGUAUUCCCGCAUUUUUGCGUCCCGCUUCCCGGCGAUGAUCCAUUCGGUGUUGCUUGUUGAUGCAUGGCACGAGGAUUUGAUGUUGAAGUCGCCGUUGGACAACUCGGGCGGGGGCAAUAAUGGCCCCGAUCGAGGCGGACGACGGGACGAGAAGUUCCCGCUCUUGGGAAAAAUCCUGUCUAUGGGGCCGUUGCACGGUCUCAGGCUCUGGAUCAGCGGAAUCUUAUCGCCGUUGGGUCUCCGUCUCCACGCGGGCUGGUUGCUACACCGGCACGGCUCCGCCGACCGUCUCUACGGCCGUGACAUGAAGUACCAGGGGAAGAAUGUCCGUUUCCGGUUGCAGGAGCAAUUGACGUCCUCCAUUCUCUCCUACAACGAACUCAAGGCCGUGGACUUCAAGGACUUGCCGUUGAGCGUGAUCAGUUCGUCGUACAUGAUUGAAAACUCCGAGAGCUGGGGCGAGUGGCAGCGCAAGAUCACCCACUUGUCCCGCAACUUGAUCGAGUGGGUCAUCGCAGACGAGUCGAAUCACGAGAUCUGGCGCAAUAAGAAAGGUAAGAAGCAGUUGCAAGAUUUACUCUUGCGGUUGAUUGGCGUUCUUGACCGAUAGGCUGCGGGGCUACGUUUUGGGUGGAAUUAAAUAAAUUGAGUUGAAUGAUUUACGGGGGUUGAGCUGGUGCGUAGUUAGUGAGAGAUAAAUUUUAAUACCCUUGUCAAUGGGUUAGGUGUCUAGUUUCAGGGUGAGGGUUGUAACUGUCGGGGGUUGGGGUGUAAAUGGUGUGUGCCACGUGUAUAUGACACGUGAAUGUGUUACUUGUGGUUGGUGACGAAAUAUGAAGGCAGGUUAUAGUUAACUCGAAAUAGAAUGUUACGUGUAAGAUUUCGG